This is a messenger RNA of Vicia faba (fava bean), 969 nucleotides long. The record is from the annotation of a GenBank genome assembly. NCBI's taxonomy places the organism in Eukaryota, Viridiplantae, Streptophyta, Magnoliopsida, Fabales, Fabaceae.
AUGGCAUCAACACUAGAAAUUCAUCAAUCAUCUCUUUAUAAUUCAAUGAAACAAGAUGAUUCAGAUUUAAAUUUUACAGAAUGGGGAAUGAAAGGAAGAAUCAUAAGUAGAGAAAACACAAAAUCAAGAAGAUAUUCAGCAUCAAUUAUAAGAAGCAUUAGAGAAGACACAGAUUCUUUUAGAUCAAACAUAACCAUUUCUAGCACUGCUUCUUCUCCUGGUUACACAUUAAAAGAUGAAAUAGACCCUUCAACCUAUUCCUUCACUACUGCUCUUAAAGCAUUGCAAGCAAGAUCAGUUUAUAAAAGUUGGGAGUGUUUAUCACCAGAAGGAUUUGCAUUAAAUUCAAAAUGGAAUGAAGCUGAAAAAUAUAUAUGCAACCCUUUAUCAGGACAAGUACCAAUGGAAUGUUUAUCUGCAAAAACACUUAGUGGAAGAUUAUUUCAAAACUCAACUACAAAUAGAAUCACCAUGUCUGCUCCACUAGUUUAUUCAUCAAGACAAAUUCAAACAAGGACAAUGGCUUCAACUUUUAGUUUCACUAAAGAAGAUGUACCUCUUCAAUUUCAUAGUACAAGUCCCGAAUUCGAAUCCAGCCCCGAGAAUAUAAAAGAAAAGAAAAAGGAGGGAAUCACAAGAGAUGCAUACACUCAAAGUAGUACAUUUCCUUGUCUUAGUUCAAGCAAUCUUAGCACUAUUUUAACUCCAUCCAACAUAGAGACUUUCUCAAAGCUAUCUCAAGACUCACUAAAUUCAGAUAACAAUGAAAUUAAAUUAGAGGAAGAGGUGGAAGUGAAGGACAAAGAAAUAUGGGAGACAAGAGAAGAAAAAGAGAGUGGGAUGCAUGAAUGUAAGAAGAAAGAUGAACAAAUUUGUUGGCAAAGUGGUUGCUUUUCAUGGAUAAAGAAGAAUAAGAGAAGAGAGAAAGAAAGACAAAGAAGGAAUAAUGGCAUAUUUUUAAUUAAUUGA